Messenger RNA from Raphanus sativus (radish), 1736 nucleotides. RefSeq names its product tetraketide alpha-pyrone reductase 2. Gene Ontology annotation, molecular function: oxidoreductase activity, acting on the CH-OH group of donors, NAD or NADP as acceptor. Bases 209 to 838 code for a protein of 209 amino acids. NCBI's taxonomy places the organism in Eukaryota, Viridiplantae, Streptophyta, Magnoliopsida, Brassicales, Brassicaceae. The record is from RefSeq and is a predicted model, not a curated record. The transcript is spliced from 6 exons.
AAAAUGGCAGAAUACUUGGUAACCGGAGGGACAAGCUUUAUAGGCUCUCACGUUGUAAAGGCACUUCUCGACUUGGGUCAUUUCGUAAGAACAACUGUUAGAGACUCCUCAGAUGAAGAGAAGGUUAGGUUUUUGUGGGAGUUGAAAGGAGCAAAAGAAAGAUUAAAGAUCUUCGAAGCCGAUCUAACGGUGGAGGGAAGCUUUGACGAUGCAGUCAAAGGUGUUGAUGGUGUCUUCCACGUCGCCUCUCGUGUUCCACAAAGAAAAGUUGGACGGUCGCGAUGUAUAUGGAACAAGGAAUUUGAUGAACUCUUGUGAAAAAUCAAGAAACACCGUGAAAAGGAUUGUACUCACAUCUUCGUCGACCUCGGUCCGGUACUGUUAUGAUGCCACCAAAGCCUCUCCACUUAACGAAUCACAUUGGAGCGAUCUUGACUACUGCAGAAGCUUCAAAAUUUGGUUUGGCUAUGCAAAGACGUUAGGGGAGAAAGAAGCUUGGUUGAUCGCAGCCGAGAAGAAUCUGAACCUAGUUGUCGUAAUCCCUACAUUUUGUAUCGGUCCAAUUCUUAGUCCAAAACCCACAAGCACCCCUUCAAUUCUUUUAUCCAUAAUCAAAGGUGUUCGUGGAGAGUACCCUAAUUUCAGAGGAGGGUUUGUGCACAUAGACGAUGUAGCUGCUGCAGAAAUCUUAGCAAUGGAAGAACGUAAAGCAUCGGGAAGAAUCAUAUGUUCUUCGAGUUCAGUGGCUCACUGGUCAGAGUGUAAGUUCGAGAUACAGCGAGAACAGACGGCACAAAAUAAUUCCAAGAACAAUUAUCUCUUUAUUAAGAAUCACUGAAACAAUCUUUUACAAAGACUUGUCAAAUCCGAAUUACUCAACGCCACACACGGCUUGACACGGAUCAAUUCUUAAUCUACCCUUAUGAGGAACCAACUCCUGUUAAUCACCUCUACAAAUCACUCAUUGUCUGAAACCCCAAAGCUGCUGCUAGGUUUCCGUGAGAAUUAUAACGUCAAAAGCUCUAACCCUAAUUCUAGAAAAAAGCCAUAAUAUAUAUUAAAUAAUAUUUUCCUAUUAUCUAAUAUAAUAUUUCCUAUAUUUUAGCAUCACCAAAUCUUCAAAUUUGUGAUCUAAUCACGCUCCUUUAAUGCAUAUUUCGUCAACCAAGUAUAUAGAAAUAUUUUAUAUCAUCACAUCUUGAUAUUUCCUUUUUAUUUUUCGAAGCGGGUGUCACACACCAUCCUAUGUAUGUAACACAAGUACACGAACCAAAACUCCACCACUGCAACAGCUUCUCAAGCUCCAAGUUCUUGAGCUUACACAGAGAUCAUUGAGAUGCUGAAACCCAAAUACCCGUUAUACCCAUUUGAGACCAAGUGCGGUAGUGGAGAAGGGAGAGAUAUGCCUCAUAGCUUGGACACAACAAAGAUACAUGAACUUGGCUUAGCGUCGUUCAAACCAUUAGCUGAGAUGUUUGAUGACUGCAUCAAGUGUUUCCAAGACAAGGGUCUACUCUGAAACAGCUAUUGUUACAAGAAAAUCAAAGUGAUCCAGCUUAUGUUGGUCUUGUUGAAGUCUGUUUCAAACACCAAUAAUCUACUUGUCUUGUGAUUCCGCACCCUCAUUCCCAAUUUCUUGGAGUUUAGAAUUGGUCGCUAUGUCUUGUAAUUUCUCGUUGGACAGAGUAGCAUAGAUGAUGUUGGGUAUGUUUCUACUAAUGGGUAUUAAUUAUGAA